This is a messenger RNA of Nipponia nippon (crested ibis), 2146 nucleotides long. The record is from RefSeq and is a predicted model, not a curated record. NCBI's taxonomy places the organism in Eukaryota, Metazoa, Chordata, Aves, Pelecaniformes, Threskiornithidae.
AGUAAGCAUACUGUCAACCUUCAUAGCGCCCUUCAAGUAUCUGAGUCCUGGCGCAACCACCAUGGAGGACGAAGACAAUUUAAGUACCAGCAGUGCAGAAGUAAAGGAAAAUCGAAACAUUGGCAACUUGGAGGAUCAUCCAAUAUCCUCUAAUGAGAGGGCAAGAGGAGGAACACCUAGCAGUAAGAGAAAAAGACCCUUAGAGGAGGGCAAUAAUGGCCAUUUCUGCAAACUCCAGCUCAUCUGGAAGAAAGUCUCGUGGUCAGUGACACCAAAGAACGCUCUGGUUCAGCUACAUGAACUUAAACCAGGUUUACAAUAUAAAAUGGUUUCCCAGACAGGUCCAGUACAUGCUCCAGUCUUUGCUGUUGCUGUGGAAGUAAAUGGACUUACAUUUGAAGGCACAGGACCCACGAAAAAGAAAGCCAAAAUGCGUGCUGCAGAGCUAGCUCUGAAGUCGUUCGUUCAGUUCCCCAACGCCUGCCAAGCUCACUUUGCUAUGGGAAACUGCAUCAACCCGUCCACGGACUUUACUUCUGAUCAGGCAGACUUUCCAGAUACUCUGUUCAAGGAGUUCGAACCAUCUACACACAGUGAGGACUUUUCAGUCUAUAACCCUGUUAAUAACGAAUUGCUUUCCACUGCUUAUCGACAUGGGCGCUUACUCUGCCAUACACUGGACUUAAUGGGCCAUGGUAAGCAAAACAAGCACAAGAUGGCAUCCAAAGCGGAGAGCGAGAAGAACCCGGUGGUGCUGCUAAAUGAGCUGCGGUCAGGCCUGCGGUACGUCUGCCUGUCAGAGACAGUGGAGAAGCAGCACAUCAAGAGUUUUGUGAUGGCGGUGCGAGUGGACGGGAGAACAUUUGAAGGCUCAGGACGUAGCAAGAAGCUGGCCAAGGGUCAAGCAGCGCAGGCAGCCCUGCAGGCCCUCUUUAACAUUCGGCUGCCCAGCCACAUUCCCAGCAGGAGUAAAUGUCACCAUUUGCCACAGGAUUUUGCGGACUCCGUAUACCAAAUGGUUGCACAGAAGUUCCAGGAGCUGACAGAUAAUUUCACUUCCAUGCAUGCACGCCACAAAACUCUUGCAGGCAUUGUUAUGACCAAAGGUUUGGACAUCAGGCAAGCUCAGGUUAUUGUGCUGUCAUCGGGUACCAAAUGUAUAAAUGGGGAAUAUAUUAAUGACCAAGGGCUUGCGGUCAACGACUGCCAUGCAGAAAUUGUGGCAAGAAGGGCAUUUGUUCACUUCCUCUACUCACAGCUGGAGCUACACUUAAGGUAACUGAAUUCUGUUGAAGACUGGGAGCGAUCAAUCUUCGUGCGAUUAAAAGAGGGAGGCUACAGGCUGCGGGAGAACAUCCUGUUCCAUCUGUACGUGAGCACUUCACCCUGCGGAGAUGCGCGCCUCAACUCCCCCUACGAAAUCACAACCGACUUGAACAGCAGCAAGCACAUAGUGAGAAAAUACCGUGGGCACCUCCGAACAAAGAUUGAGUCUGGAGAAGGAACCAUACCCGUCCGGUGUCAUAACGCAGCUCAGACGUGGGACGGCGUGUUGCUGGGAGAGCAGCUCAUCACCAUGUCCUGUACAGACAAAAUCGCCAGAUGGAACAUCCUUGGGCUCCAAGGUGCUCUCCUCAGCUCCUUCAUCGAACCCAUGUACUUGCACAGCAUCAUUGUGGGAAGCCUCUAUCACACUGGUCACCUUUCCCGGGUAAUGAGCCAUAGAAUAGAAGACAUUGGUCAGCUGCCAGCUUCAUACCGGCGCAAUCAGCUGCUUCUCAGUGGGGUUAGUCACGCUGAUGCUCGGCAGCCCGGAAAAUCUCCCGGCUUCAGUGUGAACUGGAUUGUGGGGAGCACCGACCUGGAGGUUAUCAAUGCCACGACGGGGAAGAGGACCUGUGGGAGUCCCUCACGGCUCUGCAAGCACAUGUUCUUCACUCGGUGGGCAAAGCUUCAUGGCAAGGUAUGCACUGACAGGACACUGCCGCCAGCCCUAGACAUGCCAUCAGUGUACAGCGAGGCAAAGCUGGUGGCUCAGACGUACCAGUCUGUCAAGCAGCAGCUGUUUAAAGCGUUUCAGAAAGCCGGUCUGGGCACCUGGGUGAAGAAACCCCCAGAGCAAGAUCAGUUCCUACUAACUAUAUAA